AUGAAUAGAAAUGUUUCUGAAAUUAGUAGUGAUAAUAUGCGAAGGAAAGAAUCAGAACCGUUAAAACAAGAGACAGGAGGGAAUGAAGGCAAUUCUCCAACCCAGACGAACGACGACGCUGAUGCUAUUGAAAAGAAACAAGAUGAACCAGUUCAAGAAAAUGAUCAAUUGGGAGAAAUUAUAGAAAUGGAUUCACAAUAUUUUGAAGAUACUUCAGCUACUUUGGAACAAGAUGAAAAGUCCAGUUCAGAAAGAGAGGUUUCUACUUCAUCGAGGCCGGCACAUCCAAUGAAGCAAAACGGUCUCCAUAUUGUCACAGGAUUUCCAAAGCCAGCUUCCGAAGGGAGAUAUCAGGGAAGACAAGAAGAUUCUUAUUUUUCUCGCAAUGGAAUUAACCCGUCCUUUCAUCAACCGACGGUCCCUUCAUUCCCGAAUGUUCAUGGAAGAUCUGAUGGAAUUCCCAUUACCGCAAAUAGCUCCCUUACCCACUCCUUCAACUAUCCCAUGAUGAAUCCAUAUAUGGCUGGUGCUCAAUUUGGGCCUCCACCUAUGCAUAUGAAGUCGGGCAUGAAUCCUCACUCCCAUUUCCAAGGCUAUCGUCGCCCUCAAGUUGCUAGGACUCAGUAUUUUGAAGAAAGCAUUCCUAUUCAGAAUCAUUCACGUAAUAAAGAUGGAAAACAUUGGACAGGAAAAAGAGGCCAACGAACUGUUGAAAUUCAUUUGAAUUUUGGGAUACCUUCUUCUUCUAGAUCCGUUCCUCUUCAGCCGAAGAAGCGCAUCACACACGUUGUAUAUAAUUCCCGUCUUCAUCAAAAAAACUUGAGGGUCUGCCUCCCUGGAUCCGGUUCGGUCACAGUUCCCUCAAAGUCGAAAAACAAGUUUAAUAUGAACACAUUUCCCGUCCCCAUGUCUUCUUUCCCCACUCCAGCCCCUUCUAUCCCCUACAAUCCUAAUUUUCCUGCUGUACCGCCUUUCAACUUUUUACCUACGCCUGCUAUGCCUCCAAACCCUAGUCAACCGAAUUUUUUUCAAUACGACUUUCCUCCUCAAUUUGACCCUGCCUUGUAUCCUCAGGUCCCUCCCCAGGAUAGUUACGCAAGUAUGAAUUGCUCUCCGUUAUUCAAUCCCUCCAUUCCUGCUGCAUCAAGUAUCCGUUCUGAGGCUCCUUUAGCUAGUGGAGCUUCAAAUCCUCCUGCUCUUGGCGUUGGUAAUGACCCUUCUGCUUUUUAUCAACAAACUACUGCUCCUCUUGGAGCCGCUUAUCCCAAUGCUACUUUUUCUCCUUCUUCGACUUUUCCCAUGAUGCCUGCUUAUUGGCCUUACCCUGCUGUUUAUGAUCCCUCUACUCAAUCCAUGCUCCCUCCCAACAUUGCUCCUCCUUUACCAGCUAAUGAUACGAGCCUAAUGUCAAGAAUGAAUAGUGAUAAUGUUCAUCCAUUUUCUCCGUCUAAUCCUACAUCUACCCCACCAUAUGGCUAUGUUUACUAUUACGAUCCCAACCAAUAUUACAAUGGUCAGGACAACGGACCAAAGCCUUCGUAA
This is a messenger RNA of Schizosaccharomyces osmophilus, 1542 nucleotides long. RefSeq names its product Schizosaccharomyces specific protein. The record is from RefSeq and is a predicted model, not a curated record. Bases 1 to 1542 code for a protein of 513 amino acids. The transcript has a single exon. NCBI's taxonomy places the organism in Eukaryota, Fungi, Ascomycota, Schizosaccharomycetes, Schizosaccharomycetales, Schizosaccharomycetaceae.